Mytilinidion resinicola is the source of this 487-nucleotide messenger RNA. RefSeq lists its product as uncharacterized. The record is from RefSeq and is a predicted model, not a curated record. Lineage: Eukaryota; Fungi; Ascomycota; Dothideomycetes; Mytilinidiales; Mytilinidiaceae. The coding region runs from base 40 to 387 and encodes 115 amino acids. The transcript is spliced from 2 exons.
CGAGCUGUUACAAGGUGUUGCAUUGCACGGCACAGCUACAUGACACAGCCCGCGCGCGCUCAGCCUCCUGCUCGCAGAACCCAGCCUGCCUCCUCCCUUCUUCCACAACCUCCCUCCGACCCGCGCACUCGAUUUGCUGCUCCCCGAAUUAAACUCACCCAUCCACAAAUGGCGUACCAAACUCUCGCCAUCGCCAGUGCCACCUACAAUGCCUUCGCAGGACAAUACAAUGUAAUGGCACACAACCGGGAGCCGGAGCGUGGCUUCUUCCUCACGUUCGUGGCACAGGUCCUUCAGACCCUCCGCAACGCCAGCCGCGCCGACAUCCCAUCCAGCCCGGUGACACAGACGAAGAACUUCGCCGCUUCUUCGAGGACUUUGAUCUAACGGCCGACCGAUAACCCUCGUCUUCCUGCCCUGCCUUGAAGCGCCUUCGGACAACCGCACGUAAAAAAGCUUCUGGCGCGCAGUCCCAGAUUCGAACCCG